CCCCAGACGUAUAAUAGGAACCAGUUACCACUAGAUUUCACUUCGGUCAAUAUUCCUCAACGACAUGAAGGCCGCUAUUCUCCUCUGCCUCGCCAUUGGCGCCGUCGUCGGACAAAUUCCGUCCCCUUGCAACUCCCCACCCCAAUGGGAAGGGCGAGAGGUUAGGAUUGAUUACAGUCAAAAGUAUGAGGAGAGGAGGAGACUGUUUUACGACCAGACAAACAUGAGGACCCACACAAUGGCUGAGGUCGAAUUAAACAGCACACGCGAGUUUUAUGACGUCAUCAUGCUAUUUAAUGAGAGGAAGAUGUACAGCUUGAACAGGAGGACACAGCAAUGUAACGUUACAGCUAUCGAACCCGAUAGGUCUUUCCACUACCGCGGUGUCCACCCCAACGCCAGAUUCGAAACAAUCAUGUCAUUGGGAGCAGCUGGAUUCCCAGGCGAGAAUAUCCAGGUGGAGGUCUUCUCCGCUAACGAGACUAACGAUUAUUACACUGGAUUGGUUACCUCCCCUGGUUGUAUUCCUGUUACUAAUUUCCAUUUGUCUCAGAAGUACGGAUUUGAGCAUUCAAACUAUUUCGACAUCACAAUUGGUAUUUCUGAACCUACGGCCUUCGUCCCACCACCAAACUGCAAGCCACCACCAUCAUAGGUCUAAGAUACAAUAAAAUUACUAAAAAUACA
Pecten maximus is the source of this 687-nucleotide messenger RNA. Its product is annotated as mammalian ependymin-related protein 1-like. Gene Ontology annotation, molecular function: calcium ion binding. NCBI's taxonomy places the organism in Eukaryota, Metazoa, Mollusca, Bivalvia, Pectinida, Pectinidae. Gene Ontology annotation, biological process: cell-matrix adhesion. The coding region runs from base 65 to 655 and encodes 196 amino acids. The transcript is spliced from 6 exons. The record is from RefSeq and is a predicted model, not a curated record. Gene Ontology annotation, cellular component: extracellular region; lysosome.